AUGAAGCUUCCAACCAUUUUCACUGUAACGACUAUUUUGGCAGCAUGUUUCGCUACUUUGGCUGUAGCUGUGCCUUUCGAAGCAGUCGCUGUGCCGUUUGAAGAAAGAGCAAUGACAACAAACAAGCCAGUCUAUGUUACGUUCAAAGAGAUUGCGCAUAUCAUCAUUCAAUUAGACGGUGCGCAAAACAAUCCUGUUCCACCUGGACCUCCUGAUUUCAAUGCGAGUGCAAAUUUACUCAAUCAAUUAUCCCUGAAAGCGGAAGAAGCAACAAGUCUGCUUCAAGAAAUGGGAACGGAUCAAUUGGAUGACGAUAGCGUAGCGCAUAUCGGUAAAAGUUUACGUAUUAUGGCUAAACAUGUUGUCUCGAUCACAAACAUGGUUGAAGAGGGCAAAGCCUGGUUUGCGCAAUACAAUGCAACCUCAAUUGUUGUUCAAAUUUUGCAAUUGAAUGCAUUCCAGUUUGCUGCUUUGUUCAAAGAAUUAGAGCAACAUGUUCCUCCGACGGUGUAUGGAGACUACGGCAGAAGCAUUACUGCAUUCUUGUGCUCGAUCAUCAAUGCUAUCGAAUAUCUUGAUCCGACAGCAUGCGCACCUGAAGGUAAACGAUUCUGCAAGAAAUGUCAACAUGAUGAAUCACAAUACUAUCAAGGUGGUUCAUUCGAUCAUAGCCAAUUGGCCCCGCCAGGAAUGGAAACAUGCGGAAACAGUUCAGCUAAUUAUAUGCAAUGUGCGUAUGGACAACAAACGAUGGGCACGGAAAGUACUACAUGCCCUUCUCCAACUCCUGCGGUUUCGUGCUCUUCUUAUAGUCCACCACAAAAUGCCUUACUCUUGUAA
Meira miltonrushii is the source of this 840-nucleotide messenger RNA. RefSeq lists its product as uncharacterized. The coding region runs from base 1 to 840 and encodes 279 amino acids. Lineage: Eukaryota; Fungi; Basidiomycota; Exobasidiomycetes; Exobasidiales; Brachybasidiaceae. The transcript has a single exon. The record is from RefSeq and is a predicted model, not a curated record.